Penicillium soppii is the source of this 2142-nucleotide messenger RNA. RefSeq names its product putative nucleoside diphosphatase (Ynd1). Gene Ontology annotation, cellular component: membrane. Gene Ontology annotation, biological process: nucleoside diphosphate catabolic process. The record is from RefSeq and is a predicted model, not a curated record. Gene Ontology annotation, molecular function: nucleoside diphosphate phosphatase activity. Bases 1 to 2142 code for a protein of 713 amino acids. The transcript is spliced from 4 exons. NCBI's taxonomy places the organism in Eukaryota, Fungi, Ascomycota, Eurotiomycetes, Eurotiales, Aspergillaceae.
AUGGGCAAAUGGCGUUAUGGUGUCGUCCUGGACGCAGGCUCGUCUGGGACUCGCGUACACGUUUAUCGAUGGCUACGAAAUGCCGCUGCACGGAAGAAAGCCGACGCGGAGGAGUUGAAAUCACUACCGGAGGUUAAAACGAAGGAAGAAUGGACCAAGAAGAUACGCCCAGGUGUAUCUUCGUUCGCCGACAAGCCCGAAUUGGUUGGAACUGAUCAUCUUGCCGAACUUUUGGAACAUGCCAAGGGAAUCAUCCCCGCCGAAGACGCCAAGGAUACCCCCAUCUUUCUCCUCGCGACUGCGGGUAUGCGACUGGUAGGAAACCUCGAGCGACAAGUACUACUUGACAAGAUCUGCUCAUAUGCCCGCGACAAUACGGAUUUCCUGCUUCCCGACUGCGGUGUGCAUAUUCAGGUGAUUCCGGGUGUGACCGAAGGACUUUACGGAUGGAUUGCGACCAACUAUUUGAUGGGGGCUUUUGACGCACCGGAGAAACAUGACCAUGGGAAGGGACACCACACCUACGGGUUUCUCGAUAUGGGUGGCGCAUCUGCUCAGAUUGCAUUCGCCCCGAAUUCUACCGAGACAGAGAAACACGCCAAUGACCUCAAAUUGCUACGAUUGCGCAAUAUUGAUGGAUCCGCUCAGGAGCACAGGGUGUUUGUCACUUCGUGGUUGGAGUUUGGCGUGCAUGAAGCCCGGAGACGCUACCUGGAAGCUUUGCAGACUGCCACAGGACCGGGAAUUUUAGAAUUACCUGACCCCUGUCUUCCCAGUGGAUUGCGCACUACUCUGGAUGGAAAGGAGAUGGCAUUGCAAAGCGAGGCGGAUCCUUAUCUACUUGGAACAGGCAAAUUCGACGAAUGUUUGCGUCAAACGUACCCUUUGCUGGACAAGGACGCUCCGUGUGCAGAUGAGCCGUGUCUGUUACACGGAAUGCAUGUUCCAGCUAUCGACUUUGAUGUGAACCACUUUAUCGGAAUCAGCGAGUACUGGCACACCACUCACGAAAUUUUCGAAAUGGGAUUCAAGGAUAAGGCUUACGAUUUCAACACCUACCAAGAACGAGUUCAGUUGUUUUGUUCACAAGACUGGGACUCCAUCGAGCAUGGUCUCGAAGCACAAAAGUGGGGAAAGAAAGUUGAUCAACAAAAGGCCUACGAAGUUUGCUUCAAGGCAUCAUGGAUCAUCAACAUGCUACAUGAUGGGAUUGGAGUACCUCGUGUGGGACUGGAGGAUACAACAAGCUCCUCGCACAAUGGCACUAAAGAAGUACUGGCUCACGGAAAAGAGAAGGGAUAUCUGGACGCCUUCCAGGCAGUCAACAAGAUUGACUCGACUGAAGUGAGCUGGACCCUGGGCAAGAUCGUCUUGUAUGCAUCUUCCCAGGUGCCUUUGGAAGUUGAAGAGGCCCUUCCGGUGGGCUUUGGUAGCAAUGUUCCCGGUGUUCCCAACGACUUCCAAUUCCCUAGUGUCCAGCUUCUGCCGGACUCUGACGGCUUCCACAGCGAACAUUGGCAUGAUGCGCUAUUCGACGGUGACUCGCCGCGUCGGGUCCCAGGAUUCAUCCUCUUCAUGCUGAUUAUUGUCAUGGUCGGAUUCUUCUUAUGUGGACGCAGCCGCCGUUCACGUAUUUUCAACCGGGUCGGUAAUGCGCUACGCCGCGGUGGACCAUCGCACCCCAACCAUCCGAAGAAAAGAAAGGGACUCAAGGCGAUGUUACCGUUCCUCAGCCGCAGUGCUCCCUCCUAUGAGCGUGUCCUCGAGGACGGUGCCCAAGACUUCGAACUUGGUGUGACUGAUUCUGACGGAAGCGAAGAUGGCGGACGGCUCUCUGAAGCCGACUCAGCCAGACUGGGACCCCCGAAGCGAGCAUCCAGCUGGGGAAGCAACAGCAACACUCCAAGCUUCAAAUACGCGUUAGACAACAGUUCGACUGGGACGAUUGGCCUUGGGAUCAGUGGUGGAGGCUCGGGCAUAGCAAUGGAUCGAGCAGGCCUGGUAGUCAGGACUGAGAGCAGGGACCAUCUGGCCCCAGUUGCUCUAGGACCCACCACCAACGGUCGACGAUCUCGAGCGGGCAGUCCGACAAGAUCCCUCCACCAAAAAUCACCUAGCAUGACACCCCUCGCCGACGACUAA